This is a messenger RNA of Eruca vesicaria subsp. sativa (arugula), 1691 nucleotides long. Lineage: Eukaryota; Viridiplantae; Streptophyta; Magnoliopsida; Brassicales; Brassicaceae. The record is from the annotation of a GenBank genome assembly.
AUAUAAGUCAAUAAAGGUUGAUUUGUAUCGUCGCAGCAUAUCCACUUGUUUUUAUCCCUUCAAUCAUUCUCCUCUUUACUACUCACUUCCCCCAUUACAGUACUAGUAAAGCUUCAACCUUUAGAUCUCCUCUCACUCCAACACUCCUCUCUUCCCCCAGAUUCGUGGAGAAUUCGAUUGCCCAUUAUCAGAAUUCGCUUAAAAAUCCAAUCUUUUUAGGUAAUUACAGAGCAAACGAUGGAUCAGAGCUCUCACGACCGUCCCACGGCGGAGGCAGGGCUGCAACUCAAUUCUGUCGAAAACCCAUCACCGGGAAGAUCAUUGGUUCCUUUCUCCGGCUCAACCUCUAGCUCCACAAGCACCACUAGCUCAGGCACCGCUCUAGCCAUACCCAAACCCGCGGUUAAGAAACCUUCAAAAGAUCGGCACACGAAAGUCGACGGCCGUGGCCGGAGAAUCCGCAUGCCGGCGUUAUGCGCGGCGAGGGUUUUCCAGCUGACGAGGGAGUUGGGUCAUAAAUCAGAUGGAGAGACGAUCGAGUGGCUGCUCCAGCAAGCCGAGCCGGCCAUCAUCGCCGCCACGGGGACGGGGACGAUUCCGGCGAAUUUCUCGACGUUGAACGCUACUUUACGCGGCGGGGGUUCGACCCUUUUCGCGCAGUCGGCAAAGUCUUCGCCUUUUCAUGGUUCCGGGAUGUCUCUGUAUGAGGAUAGUAACGGGUCGUCUUCUUCCUCUGUAGUUGUUGAUCCGUCUAGGAAGUUGUUAAACGCUCAAAACGCCGCCGUUUUUGGGUUUCACCAUCCGGGUUACCCGGGGAUAAUGUCGGCUGAGAGAAAUCAGAAGGCUUAUAGGGAAGAUUACUUUAAGGAGGCGGAAGUGGCAAGUGGGAGUUCUGAGAAACCGGGUCAGUUUCAGGAACAGGAGAUGGGUCCUGGUUCGGGUAUGGGGCGUGGGGUGGCUCAGCCUAUGUGGGCGGUGGCUCCGGGGAGUGGGAAUGGAGGGAGUGCGUUUUGGAUGCUUCCUAUGAGUGGUUCGGGUGGGAGGGAACAGAUGCAGCAGCAGCCGGGGCAUCAGAUGUGGGCGUUUAACCCGGGGAGUUAUCCGGUUGGGACGGGUCGGGUUGUGAGUGCACCGAUGGGGUCGAUGAUGUUGGGAGGUCAGCAGUUGGGGUUAGGAGUGGCUGAGGCAAUGCGUGGUGGUGGUAGAGGUGGUGGUGGAGAUGGUUUGGCCAUGACGUUAGACCAACACCAGCAUCAGCAUCAAGAGGCAAGUCAAAGUCAAGCUAGUGAAAACGGUGGUGAUGACAAGAAGGGAUGAAACACAUCUCUUGUGAGACAUUAUAGUGACCACACUCGUUGGAGGAUACCAAUUGUAAAAACAUGUUUUGGCGGUUGAAUGCUGCUAUGCCUGAGACGUUUGAAUGACAAAUAUGGUGGAUUUGUCACAUCAUUUAUGGGUUUUUUUUUGUGUGCUUUCUUGAUUUUGAUCUUUUUUUUUUUACGAUUGUGGCUUUUGGUUGAUAGAUAUGUGAAUAUGUUGGGAUCUUUCUUGGUUUCAUGGUAAUCUUUCUACGGUUCACAAAGGUUUGCUUGAAGUGAAAAAUAUCCAAUUCCAAUCUUCCCGCAAAGUAGGAACACACAGAAAAAGACACUUUACAGCCUCUAUUGUAAUAGAAAGUUUCAGCAAGUUCU